Molecule: messenger RNA, 555 nt
Organism: Centruroides sculpturatus (bark scorpion)
Lineage: Eukaryota; Metazoa; Arthropoda; Arachnida; Scorpiones; Buthidae
Exons: 3
Coding region: 223-540 (105 amino acids)
Source: RefSeq, a predicted model, not a curated record
AUUUAAAAAAAAAGAAAAAGAAUUGUUAUCGUUGAUCGUUUGUUAUUGUCGCGAGAGAGCGUUGCAAUGCGGACGAUCAAAGGCAGAGACGUCGAACGAAGGAGGAGAUUGGUGAGGAUUAAGGAUUGUGUAUUUAGUUUAAAGAGGAAAAAUGGAGAAGAAAAGCAAAACAUUACUUGUUAGGAAAAGGAACGAUUGAUACUACAAACUUAAUUAACCAAUAUGUCGUCAAAAAAUGAAAAGUCUGAUACUGCAAGGCCAAGAGGUGGGCGUUUAGCUCGAAGAGCUAGAUCUUUUAAGGAAGAUUUCUUCGGAAGAAUAACACAGAUGAGAAGCCCAUCAGGUACACGUUCUGGUUCUCCAAGUAAAACUCUUUAUUCUAAAUCAAGAAAUAAAGGUGCUACUAAUGAUUCAGAACAAGAAAAUGCUAACAGUGGACCUGGCAAAGUUUCCAAUGAUUAUCUGCUAGUGUUGUCUGAAAUAAUAAAUGUAAAUGUUUGUAAAAUAAAAUGUUCUUCUGUAUUAAGAUUAAUUUUUUAAAAUAUUUUUUUUUAU